Molecule: messenger RNA, 1520 nt
Organism: Manihot esculenta (cassava)
Lineage: Eukaryota; Viridiplantae; Streptophyta; Magnoliopsida; Malpighiales; Euphorbiaceae
Product: heat stress transcription factor A-7a
Exons: 2
Coding region: 477-1427 (316 amino acids)
Biological process (GO): regulation of transcription by RNA polymerase II
Cellular component (GO): nucleus
Molecular function (GO): DNA-binding transcription factor activity; RNA polymerase II cis-regulatory region sequence-specific DNA binding
Source: RefSeq, a predicted model, not a curated record
UCAUUUGUUCUAUUUAAGAAGUUUUUGAACACUCUUGUUUAUAUGCAUUAGUUUACCAACUUUCUAAUGGCAUAGGAAAACAGAGCAAAAAAAAUAAAAAUAUUUUGAUCUUUGUCCUCUUCUUUUCACCAAAGUCAUUCCCUCUGUUUUUCUAUUCUCCUGAGUUCAGUUGUUUAAAUUUGAUCCACUAAUUAACAACCAAGUGUAGCUUCUGCAAGUCUACUCUGUUCUUCUACCACUUCAGCUUUUAUUCCUUCCUAGUACUGUCAGAGAAAAGUUUCCACUUUCUUUCUCUCUUCGUCCACUCUAGUAUUCAACAUCUCCCAAUUGCUUGCUCCCAAAAUCUUGAACUGGCACUUGACUCAGUUUCUUGUGUUUUAAGGAUCCUAAUCCAUAUUACACAGCGAAGGAAGUACCCAGGAUGAAGCUCGUUGCAGUCUGGUGAUGAGCCACAAAUAGUUGUCCCACCGGAGCCGAUGGAGGGGCUGCACGACAUAGGGCCACCGCCAUUCCUGACUAAGAUUUUUGAGAUGGUGGAUAACCCAAUUACCAAUCACGUAAUCUCUUGGAGUGCAGGAGGUACUAGUUUUGUUGUGUGGGAUCCUCAUUCUUUCUCCACAGACCUCCUGCCCAGAUACUUCAAGCACAAUAACUUCUCCAGCUUUGUCAGGCAACUUAACACUUAUGGAUUUAAAAAGAUAGAUCCUGACAGAUGGGAGUUUGCCAAUGAAGGAUUUCUAAGGGGCCACAAGCAUCUCCUGAGAAACAUCAAGAGAAGAAAGGCACCACCUUCUCAGCCUUUGCCUCAACAGCAAGCUUUGGGUUCUUGUGUUGAAGUUGGCAGGUUUGGGUUGGAUAGAGAAAUUGAACGAUUGAAGCGCGAAAAGCAGAUUCUAAUUAUGGAAUUAAUGAAGCUCAAGCAUCAACAACAGAACACUAACGCCUAUAUUCAGGCUAUGGAACAAAGGAUUCAAAGUACACAAAUAAAACAGCAGCAAACCAUGCAAUUCUUGGCCAGAGCAGUGCAGAAUCCAGCCUUUUUGCAGCAACUAGCCCAGCUAAAGGAUCAGAGAGAAGAACUUGAAGAAGCAAUGACCAAAAAAAGAAGGCCUAUUGAUCAAGGAGGCAGUAGUACUGCUGAAUCAAGCUGUGGGGAUGGAGGUAGAAAUCCCAUUAAAGCUGAACCUCUAGAGCUUGGAGAUUACGUGUUUAAAGUAUCAGAGCUGGAGACACUUGCACUUGAAAUGCAAGGAAAUGGCGCAGCUAGGAAGCGACAAGAAGAAGAAGAAGGAGGUUCCCCAGAAAUUGAAGAUAGAGAACUGGAUGAGGAAUUUUGGGAUGAAUUAUUAAGUGGGAAUAAUGGAGGAGGUGAAGACAUUAAUGUAUCGGCUGAGAGAUUGGGUUAUUUAGGUUAUAGUCCUGAGUGAAGAAAUUGAACUCUUCUGUACAUGGCUGUUCAUUCUGGAUCAAUAAUUUCGUCAAUGAUCAUUUGUUUUUCUAUGUAGCAGGCUUUCUAUUCA